AUGCUGCAGAAGAAGAAUCAGGAGGGGCAGUUUAAACGCUUCCUGGAGGUGCUUAAGCAAAUACAUAUCAACAUCCCACUGGUGGAGGCGCUCGAACAAAUGUCAACUUACGUGAAAUUUUUGAAGGAUGUCCUAACCAAGAAGCACAGUCUAGGAGAACUUGAAACUGUCUGCUUAACAAAGGAGUGCAGCACAAUUCUGACGAGUAAAAUUCUAGAAAAAGUGAAAGAUCCAAGAAGCUUUACAAUUCCGGUGUCCAUUGGGGGUCAUAAGAUUGGUCAAGCCUUGUGCGAUCUUGGCGCAAGUAUUAAUUUAAUGCCGCUAUCAGUAUACAAGAGAUUGGGCAUGGGAGGAGUGAGGCCAACAACAGUCACACUACAGCUAUCAGAUCGUUCAAUUGCAAACCCUGAAGGAAAAAUCAAGGUUGUUAUGGUACAAGUGGAUAAGUUUAUAUUUCCCGCUGAUUUUAUUGUUCUUGAUUUUGAUGCAGAUGAGGACUUGCCAAUCAUCCUAGGGAGGCCAUUCUUGGCCACGGGGCGUGCACUUGUGGAUGUAGUGCACGGUCUUGCGAGUAUUAGACGAAGCUGUACUGGAAUCAUUCAGUGCAGAGACAAUACUGGAGCAGCAAAACGCGAUUUAGCAAGAUCAUGGUCAAGAGUCCACGAGAGCCUAGACUUAGAGGACAUUGGACGUAAACAGUUGAAGCCAUCUAUUGAGGAACCACCAGAAUUGGAGUUAAAAGUCCUCCUAAAACAUCUAAAGUAUGCUUACCUUGGAGCAUCCAACACAUUGCCUAUUAUAAUUGUUGCAGAUCUAACAACGGAAAAGGAAAACGAGUUGCUAGCAGUUUUGAGAGAACACAGGAAAACUAUUGGUUGGACAAUCGCGGAUAUUGAAGGAAAUAAGCCCCAAUUACUAUGGAGAAUAUACAUCGACUACAAGACUCUCAACAAAGCUACAAGGAAGGAUCCUUUUCCGCUGCCAUUUAUUGAUAAAAUGCUGGACAGACUAUUUGGGCAAGAGUAUUACUGCUUUCUUGAUGGAUAUAGUGGGUACAACCAGAUCACUAUAGCUCCUCAAGAUCAACAAAAAACAACAUUUACAUGCCCGUAUGGAACUUUCGCUUUCAGGAGGAUGCCUUUCGGGCUGUGCAACGCUCUAGUCACAUUUAGCGAUGCAUGA
Messenger RNA from Momordica charantia (bitter melon), 1182 nucleotides. Lineage: Eukaryota; Viridiplantae; Streptophyta; Magnoliopsida; Cucurbitales; Cucurbitaceae. The record is from RefSeq and is a predicted model, not a curated record.